Rubroshorea leprosula is the source of this 605-nucleotide messenger RNA. Lineage: Eukaryota; Viridiplantae; Streptophyta; Magnoliopsida; Malvales; Dipterocarpaceae. The record is from the annotation of a GenBank genome assembly.
AUAUAUAUAGACACAUCCCUGUUUCCUCUCCAACUGCAAGAGACUAAUAUUCGGCUUUGUGUUUCAAAUUCCAGUUAUAUAGAGAGACACAUCCCUGUAUCCUCUCCAACAGCGAGAAACUAAUAUUCAGUUUUGAGGUUUCAGAUUUUCAGCCAAGUGAAGAUGGGUAUGGUAGUGGUGAUCUCUCUGCCUCUGAUUCUCUUCUGCAUACUUCUCGGCGUUGGCUGCUAUUUCUUGGGAAGAGCAAGAGGUAGACGAGAUGUUUUUACAAAUCCGCAGGUAUUUGGGAUGCCUACUCCGCCACCUGGUGCCACCUCCUUUCCCUCCCCUCCGCCGCCUCCAUACGUCAAGCCAGGGAACUUGAACAACGUCUAAGACAGACCCAUCUCGGAAUUCAAGUUGAAAAACUCAAGAUGAAUCUUCCCCUUGAUUGAUUCUUUUCUUUUUCUUCUUUUUGUUGCUUAUAUUUGUGUGAAAGCAAGGUCUGUAAUUAUAUAAAAAUCCUGUCUGGCGAAUUUUGGGUUGGUAUAUUUUUUUGUUGUAACAUGAAACAAUAAGAUAUAUGAAGAAGCUGAGUGUUUCUGAAGCUCGAUUUGUGUCGACGC